This is a messenger RNA of Pimephales promelas (fathead minnow), 4914 nucleotides long. RefSeq names its product FA complementation group A (gene fanca). Gene Ontology annotation, cellular component: Fanconi anaemia nuclear complex. Gene Ontology annotation, biological process: interstrand cross-link repair. The record is from RefSeq and is a predicted model, not a curated record. Lineage: Eukaryota; Metazoa; Chordata; Actinopteri; Cypriniformes; Leuciscidae.
GCCGUGACGAGCGGCGCGCGGGAUUGUUGUGCAAAUUAGAUCUUCUGAGGAACGUGUGCUGUGUAGUUUAAUUCUGCGCAGGAUCGAUCAAAUAGAGUGUGUCGAUCGAGUGUGUUUGAUCGAGUGUGUCGAUCAAAUAGAUCUCAGAUUGAGUGCGUUUAUCGCAGCAUGUUCGGCAGCGCGGAUCACUCCACACACUCUUCCGGCAUUACGGCUCUGCUCGCGCACAGAUCUCUGAAGAGACGCAGAGAUGAUGAGGAGCAGCUCCAGGAAUCCAGCGUGAAUCUGCUGAUGAGAAACCAGAACACAACACAACUGUUACUGGAGAUCACAUCACAUGGUCCGAUCAGAGACCUGAGCUGUGACGGAUAUGAAGGUCUGCAGUCGUCAGUUCUGGCGGAUGAGCUGCGGAGCCGAUCGGAGCAGAUGCAGGUUCCAGUGGCGCUGCUGGCCGCCACAGUUCUGUCUGGGAACAUCCGGGAUCUGAUCUCACACACCGAUGAUGACACACACCGUGUGCUACUGAACGAUGAACAGAGAACUGAUGUGUGUGCGUUAGUGAAGUCCGCUCGAGCGCUGAUGUCUGCUGGGAUAUUCAGCCCGGAACUCUUCUGGCAGGAAUACUGGAAGCUGCAGCCUGUGCUGGAGCUGACGUAUCAUCUACACACACACAACAUCCUCACGCUGGACUUCCUGCUGCACAGAGACGCCGCAUCGAUGAGCUCGUGGAUCACGGAGCAGCUCAGAGAUCUGUGUGUUUCCAUGGCAACCGCCGCGGAUCAACAGCAGAUGCAGCAUCAGAUUCUCUCCACUGUGGUGUGUGUUCUGGUGCGGAGGGCCUUUGAAGACUCCAGUCACACACUCUCUGAGACCUGCGGCUCAAUCCUGGACACCAUGAUGACCUGGCUGCUGGACACACUGAGUGAUGAAGACUCGCACACCUCACCCGCCGCACUCUGGGUUCAGGUGUUCGAUGCCUCAGUGUUCGGGGUGUGUGUUUCUGAAGACACACUGCAGCGGUUCUUCACACACUCGCUCAUGCGCGUUCUCACACACCAACCCGUGUUUAAAGUGUCGGAUGCCAUCGCCACACAGAGUGAGUGGAGCUUCGCUAAAACCCCUCCGCUACUGACGGCUCUGUUCUGCAAGAUCUGCGUUGUCUUCAGCGUGGAGUGUGUGUUGGAUCAGCUGCUGCGGGUGUUGGAGACACACGAGGUGAACUGGCGUCACGUGCUGUCGUGUGUGUCUCACCUGCUGGUUCAUGAUGCGCAGACACAGAGCCACCUCACAGAUCUUCUGUCCCGGAUGCUGAGGUCGUCGUGUCACGGCUGUGAUGUGGAGAAGAUGGUGUCGCUGUUCCUGCUGUCCCGUCAGGCGUCUCUCGAGGGACCCGCCGUCUUCCCCUCGUACAGCGACUGGUUUAAAUUGUCGUUCGGUGGAUCCAGCAGUUUCCACGCUAAGAGCAAGAAGUCCACAGUGUUCCUGCUGAAGUUCCUGUCCGACCUGGUUCCCUUUGAACGCCCCCAGUAUCUGAAGGUCCACGUCAUGCACCCGCCGUUCGUCGGGGGGAAGUACCGCUGUCUGCUGCAGGAGUACGUGACGCUCGCCAGGACACGGCUGACAGAUCUGAAGGUGUCGCUGGAGGAGACGGGCAUCUUCGAGGUGGUGAACGGCUCCGCCGGUGCGGUUGAAUGUCCAGCACAGCAGGAUGUGGAGAAGGCCGUAACUCUCUUCAUGAGCACCAAUAAGAUCCCAGCGACAGUGAUAGAGGCCAGUAUCUUCAGGAGGCCGUAUUUCCUGACUCGAUUCCUGCCUGCUCUUCUCUCUCCGCGUGCGCUUCCUGUAACGCCUGAUGCCAGAAUGACCUUCAUUGAGGCCUUGAGGAAGGUGGAUAAGAUCCCGGCCGCGCUCUACACGUCAUACACACACUCGUGUCAGAGGGAGACGCACCGCCAGAAACGAGGUGUGUGUGAGUCCAGUGUGGACGAUCAUCAGGUGAUUCUACGAGAGCAGUUCCUUCAGCUGAGGACGUUGAUGACUGACGGGGAUGUUUGUGCUCAGCUGUCCAGGAUCUCUCAGACGUUGAGGAACAUAUGUCCCGAUGAAGAGACAGGAAGUGAUGUCAUCACGCUGGACCUGGAUUCGCCUGAUUCGACACACGCUGAUGUGGCCAAUCUGACCUUGCAGAGCUUCUGUGUGUGUGUGCUGGACGCUUCCCGAAUCAGCCCUCCGAACAGGCAGGGCUCAUGGCCGGGUGUGUUUGUGAAGGUGCUGUUGGGCCACCGAUGGCUCGUCUCUGCCCUGAUACACAGACUGUGGGAUCUGCUCCAGCACCAGGCUGAGGUUCUGAGCGCGGCUCAUGUUCUGGGUGUGGCGGCGCUGACGGUGGAGCUUCAUCACUGCACACAGGUGUGUGUUCGGGUGCAGCUGACGGGCUCGUCUGCGGUCGCUCUCUCCGUGUCCCAGUGUCUCUGUGAGGCUCUGAUCUGCUCCACACGUGCACACAUGGCCCUCUGCCUCAGGUUGUGUGUGGCUGUUCUGUCGUACGGCCUGUGCAGAGCCAACGCUCAGUCAGAGGAACUCCAGAACUUCAUCCCAAAAACACUUUAUAAAAAGGCUCAGUAUGUGAUGGCCAGGCUGGUCCCCGGGACGCGAGCGCUCCUGAGCGAGGAGGACGAGCCGGAUGCGUGCGCAGGUGUGUGUGAUCUGACGGGGCGAGUGCAGGACUCCGCUGUGGCGCUGUGGAGGAACACACAGAUCCGAUCCCUGAGGAAACGGCCUCAGUAUCAGCUCUCGUUCUCGGAGUGGCUCUCAGCUGAGCUUCAGGUUCACCGGAGCCGAGACGCCCUGACGGAUGCAGAGAGGCAGGAGUAUGAGCAGUGGGCGUGUCUUCAGUAUCUGCACAUGUCGGAGUGUGACGGAGGCUGUGAUGGAGACGUGACUCAGAUCUGCGCUCGCAUCAUCUCUGCUGUUCUAGACCAUCACAUGACGUCACGGACAGGAGCGCGCUCUACUCCACACACUGACCGCUGUCUGCCGGACCUGCUGUCGCUCCUACAGGCGUUCCUGUAUGAAGAGCUGCUCACUCACAGCGCAUCUGAGGACACGGGUCACUUCCUCUGGGACCUGAUUGACAGCAGGUGCUCCGUGACCCCUGACCCCGACAGCAUCGCACAGGAGCUGAAAUAUCAGCAGACGCUUCACGACCUGAGCCGGGUUCUGGCUCUACUUCCUGCUGCCCUGCUGGUGUCCGCCAGAGCCGACCGGAGAACCCUGGACUGCCGUCGGAUGAUGGACCACAUCACGCAUGUUCAGAGGAGGGCGAGUGGAUCUGCUGGCCUGCUGUCCUUCAGUCUCACGGCUCACUUCCUCAAAGCGGUGGUGUGUGUCGGCGCGAGCUGUGCCGGUCCUGCUGACGCCGUGAACGCGUGUGUGUCGGAGUUCAGCGCUCAGUGUCCACUGCUGCUGCUGUCUGCUGCGCGCUGGUGGAGGCGUCUCUCGGUGGCGCUCAGCUCGCAGUGGAAGCGUCUGACUGGACGAGAUGCUCUUCCUCAACAGCUGCAGAUGCUGGACCACACUCACAGCUGGAGCUCACGGCUGAUGAAGGGACUAGCGUCUGCGGCUCCGGCGGCUCCGUCAUGGCUGCUCUCCGCGGCUCUGCACAGCGUCCUCAGGAGAUCCGACAGCGAGAGCAGGACACGGGUCCUCACACAGCUGGACCACACGGAUCAGGUGUGGCUCUUCCUGUUUCUCUACAGUGCGAUGGAGCUCGUGUCUGCUCAGCUGAACGAUGACGUGUGUGUGAAGCGUGUCCGAGACGCCAGCGCGGGUCUGCUCGCUCACCUCCUCCUGCACGAUGCUGAUUGGCUGCUGCUGUUCGACCAGUCCGGGUCAGAUCACAGACUGUCUGGUUUCCUGUCGCGUGUGGCGUCUCCGCAGAUCCUCCGACUGAUGCCGUUUGCCUUCUACAGCAUCCUCUCUGCACUGGACUCGGAGGCCCUGACGCGAGCGGUCCGAUCUCCUGGCUUCCUCUACAGAGCGGCCGUCUGCUACAGGGAUCUCAGUCAGCUGAUCAUGAGCGGCUCACACACACAGCAGCAGGUCCUGCUGGAGGCCCGUAAACUGCUGAUGAGCAGCAUCUCUCUGAGCUCACACACCUGUCUGACACUCAGCCAGAGAAAACAGCUGUGCUCGGAGUACGAGGAGCUGGACGCAGAGAUCUCGGCGGCGCUCGCACACGUCACAUGACCAACAGCAGAUCAAACCCUGAUGAACUCUGACCGGACUCAUGGAAACCGGAACCCACCAAUCAGCUGCCAGAACAGUGAAGCCACGCCCACUACAGCAGCGGCUGACGGACAUCUAUGUGCCUGUCAGAUGACGUCUAUAUCCUCAUGCAGUACAUAUACACAGCUAUAUAUUCAGCUGUUAAAAUGGCAAAGCUUGUGUUUUAAAGCUCUUUGAACUUAUAAAUGAUUCAAUUCGUCAUAUUUCUGUUGCGAUCUCAUCAGAGAAGUGAAUCACACACACACACUCCGUAUGAUUGGCUGUUCACACACACCCUGAGAUCACAGGACGUUACAGCGAGCGCUGUGUUUGCUCAACCGACUCAGAACUCAGUUCAGCCAGCCUGGGGUUGUGCUGCACGUGUGUGUGUGUGUGUGUGUGUGUGCGGCCUGUGAGUGUGUAAAACUCGAGCGAUCACUUGCCCAGCGUUUGACUGACAGGAUAAACGUAACAAUAGUUCGGCUGAUAUUUUCUCUGAUUCAGGCUUCUGGUGUGUGUACGCUUGUGCAUUUGUACGCUUGUGUGUGUGUGUGUGUGUGUGUGUGUGUGCGUGCAGCGUCUCAGAGCAAAACUGUACGUUGAAUUACUUCAAUAAAGCCACGUCAUCACCUAUUCGCUGAAGCAUGA